Puccinia graminis f. sp. tritici CRL 75-36-700-3 is the source of this 2935-nucleotide messenger RNA. RefSeq lists its product as uncharacterized. The transcript has 6 exons. The coding region runs from base 1 to 2748 and encodes 915 amino acids. NCBI's taxonomy places the organism in Eukaryota, Fungi, Basidiomycota, Pucciniomycetes, Pucciniales, Pucciniaceae. The record is from RefSeq and is a predicted model, not a curated record.
AUGGGAGGUAAUCUGGACAGCGUACUUGGUUUGAAAUCAGACUUCAACAAGGCAUUCAAUGCUAUCAAGACUUCUGGGACAUUCGCUAGGUGGGAGACGCUUCCGACCACCCCACCUGCUGCGUUCCUGUUUGACGGAAUUGAAGAAAUCAACUUACCGCUUGGCGAGGAACAGAUUCGAGAGCUGAUUGCCAAAGCACGGCUGGCUACCUCUGACCGCGGAAACGAGGCCACCGUCUUGUCCUUCCUCGAGCCAGAAUGGCAAUCUUAUCUGGUCGAUUUGAGCAAGCGCGUUGCUAGCAAACUCGGCCUUGAUCAUCCAAUUCGAUUGGAUCUCUAUAGGAUGCUCAUACUGGGAACUGGUGCGAUGUUUAAGCCUGACACCGACACUGAGAGGAUUCCGGGCAUGUUUGGAACUCUGGUAAUCUGCUUGCCAUCAGCUCACACCGGCGGCGAGGUUGUUGUGAAGCACAAUGACGAAUGCCAUACUUUGAGAACCUCGGACGCUACCCAGUCUUUUGCUUGCUGGUACUCGGACGUGACUCAUGAGGUCCUACCUGUUCAGUCAGGAUACCGAUGUUGCUUGACCUACAACUUGGCCAUCAGACCGGGUCACCCCCGACCGGCAGCAAGUGUACUCGACUUGAAAAAGGUCCCACUCCGAAAGACCCUUCAACGCUGGCUAGAAAACGUGGCAAACAGCAACACAGCCAAUGAGCCAAGCCAUCUGUACCGUACCCUUGAUCAUCAGUACAAGGAAAAAACCCUGUGCUUCAAUCAACUCAAGAAUAACGAUUUUGCGCGGACCGAUGCAUUGCGAAAGCUUGCGCACGAGCUUCCUUUUGAGAUCUUCUUGGCGUCAUUGGAGAAAGAGGAGCACGGAACUUACCAAUCAAAAAACUAUAGAUAUAGUGCCUACGACACCGAUUCAGGUUCAGACGCUAACCACCACGCCAUUGACGAUGUUGAUGAGGAGGAGACCACUUGUGUUGUGAAGUCACUCCGUGCGCUUGAUGGCACUAUCUUGGUCAGGAAUUACGACUUUGAUUCACAAUUUUGCCUGGUGGAUGACCCCUUCAGAGGACUGAGAGAUCCCAGCGAAGAUUAUGAAUACGAGGGAGAAGGUCGUGGUAGUGUCACCCAUCGGUAUCGUCGUUCAGCUGCUGUUAUUGUUCGACGUGAUAAAAUUGGAGAAUUUCUUGCCGAAUGCACGUUCAGAUCCCCAGACGACUAUGAUUCAUGUUCCUCCGUCGACAACCGUAAAUCCAAAUCGCCAGGAAGAGAUGAUUGCAACUCCGCUUUACGCUAUCUUCGUCAAAUCAGUUCGGCACCUUCAGCUAAAACAUCCAUGCUUGAUGCCAUGUGCAGACAGUAUGUAUCAACAUCCAGCAAAAAACUGAACAUGACUGAUCUCCUCAAGAUUUCGCUCAAAUACUCUCACUACGCGCUGUUCCAAACCGUUGGGGCUUGCCACCAAGGUCUAUUACCAGUCGAGUUUUUUGACUGGGCAAAGGAAUGGCUCGACAAGCUUCGAAAUGUGUCCCUCGUGGAAAUGUACUACCAGACAUGGAUACCACUUCUCAUCCAAGCGUAUCCAUCUAUGGCCGAUAGCAUGAGCAUUAUCAGAAAGAUGUCGAAUCCCAGUGGUGACGCUGCCGUACCAGAUCGCACCUGGGCGCAUGAUGUCAUUCUUCGAUGUGUCCAGAGUUUUCCUGAGACCAACAAGAGGCCGACUCGAUCAGAUGCCGAGUGGAUUGUUUGUGCGAUCUUUGAGCUCGAGGAAGCGUGGGCUUCUACACAUGCGCUUUUUACAUCGAUAUUUGAUCGCUUUCCUCAAAUAGGUGCUACUGCCUUCUUGCUUGAGGUGCUUUUUCAGCUCAAGACUCAAGGACAAGCCAAACAUCUCGCGAUUCCCGACACCGUGGAACUCUACAAAAGCCUUAGCUCGCGUGUUUUCAAUGGCCAUAGAAAGCUCUCUGACAUUGUCAGCCCAGCAAAAUCAAAGCCGGCAUCUGAAGGACUCUCUUCGCAUUUUCACUACCAGCGCAACACUGAUACAAAGAAAACAUCAGAAAACGAUCUGGUGGUCACCCCGCGCGCUCUGGCUCAAUUUGCCUACGAUCUCAACCAAAUGAGCACCGAUGCCGCAAACUUACUCGAGCCAUUCAUCCAAGAGAUUACUGAACAAUGUGCUACAUUUUCUGCUGAGGACAUGGACAGCCUCUGGAUGCCUUUUCUCCAUGAACUCAUACCGGUUCUGGCCUCUCGAUCCGUCUCGCUCAACACACCAACUUACCAACGACUGGUCCAUCAAUUUGUCAAACACUCGGAGGACAAGGCCGUUGGACCGCACCCACAAGCAGGCGUCACCUUUGCAGUCCCUGAAGUAGCUUGCACAUGCGGAGACUGCGGGGGUCUCAAUAGCUUCCUUCGAAACCCCUCCCAGCGUGUCGGCCGAUUUCCAAUGGCUCUAGCCCGACGUCAGCACCUGGAGAGAGAACUCGAGAAGGCCCAGAUUGUCUGCACUCAAGAGACCCAGAACUAUGGAAGUCCUCACUCCUUGAUCAUCACCAAACAUCGCACUUUGCAGGACGAGCUCAAAGAGUGGACUGAGCGCCAGAAUAAACUCUACGGUGGUCUUACUCGACACAUCCGACCAGAGCACCUCCGAAUCCUGCUCGGUGCCCACGAAGCUGCUCGCGUCCAAUCCUUAGCGGUGCCAAGGCAAGAACCUACUGCGCGCCGUUGACCAAACCGUUGAGCAAAAAUGACUGAACUGUUCUAGAGGGAUCUCGGACUACAGUUUUUUUUUGGGUUGUUCUCUGACUGUCUUGUUGAACAUCAUUGUUUGGUUGAAUGAUCAUGUUUCAUACAUUUUUUGGACAGUUGUAAUGUCCAUAUAAACCAUGAAACUUAGAUUUUAUAGCACAUAGGGG